This is a messenger RNA of Lactuca saligna, 354 nucleotides long. The record is from the annotation of a GenBank genome assembly. NCBI's taxonomy places the organism in Eukaryota, Viridiplantae, Streptophyta, Magnoliopsida, Asterales, Asteraceae.
AUGACCGGCAACUUGGAUAGCCCUAACUCUAAUGGCCAUUUGGUGAUCUUCGAGGACCUGCCGUGCCAGUACUUAACAAAUUCAAAGAGUCAUGAGGUCAAAGAAGAUUUCGUAGAUGCUUUGAGUUCCAGAGAAGCAAUCGCAAACCAUCAAUCUAAACUUGAGCCAAUGAAUGAUGAUCUAUGCAAAGCUGUGAGCUUUUAUGUAAAUUUUAUACCUUCUUACAACUGCUUUUGCCAAAACUUUUACACGAUAAAAGCUCCAGCUACCAGUCCACAAAAUCUGAUCAAACAUAUUGCCAUGAUUACGAGCCUCCUUUUGUUCACCAUCAAGCUGUUCAUCCUCUUCAUAUAA